CCUUUACGCGAUGACGCAAUUUUUGCCUUGUUGGAAGGUGGUUUCGGGAGGAAGCGCUGUGACGGUGGACGGUAGCAGCGAAGAAAAGCAGAAUAGAGAAACCAAAAGACAUCCAGACCCACUCACUCGAAUGGUAUUUUGUCUCCUGUCAUCAAACGAUGUCAGUCACUGAGGACCUUCCAGACAUGGAUGGAACAGACCUCUUAGGGCUGCUGUUCCACAAUGGAGAGGAUGGAUCUACUGAGCCCUUUUUUCCUGAUGAGAACGGGCUCAUCGAAUCCUGGCUGUCAGAACAAGAUAUGCUGACAGGUGUGGAUACAGAAGACUUCCUGUCCAGCUUGUUAGAUGGAGAAGACAACAUGGAGGCCAUCUGUCCCUCUCAUUCUCCACUCGGCAGCGACAGCGGCAUUUCUGAUGACAGCAGCACUGGAGCUGGAAACAACAAUCUUCUGGGAUGCCCGAGUCCUCAUGGCAGCGAUAGUGACGUUGUGCCCAGUCCCAGCUAUUCUCAGCCCAGCCCAGUGCAUUCUGACCCUGCACUGACUUCCGGAGAGCUGCAAACAGAGAGCCUCGAGGCCUUAACAGUGCAGGCAGAUCACAGCUACUCUCUGCUGCAGAGCGGUGGGAGCGAUAUGGACAUGCUGCAGAGUGUGAGGGCAGAGAAGCUAGACACAGACGUCUUCAUUGAUCUGGAUGACCUGGUGAGUGAGGCAAUGGAGGAGGACAUCACCAGCGAGCUGCCCUGCACUUUGGCCAUAGAAGACUCAGCAGAGGAUUCAGCACAGGAUAACAUAACAGACCAGUUUCAGUUUAAAGAGAUUGUGCUCACUGAGGAGGAGAAGCGGCUUUUGGCAAAAGAGGGAGCAACCAUUCCCACGCACAUGCCUCUCACAAAGGCAGAGGAGAGGACUUUGAAAAGGGUCAGAAGGAAGAUCCGCAACAAGCAGUCUGCUCAGGAGAGCCGCAAGAAGAAGAAGGUGUAUGUUGAUGGACUGGAAAACAGGGUCGCCAUCUGCACCGCACACAACCUGGAACUACAGAAGAAAGUCCAAAUGCUUCAGAAACAGAAUAUUUCCUUGAUAGAGCAACUGAGAAAACUACAGGCUUUGGUGAAGAUGUCAACUAUGAAGGCCAGCACCACCAGCACUUGUGUUAUGGUGUUCCUGCUCUCUUUCUGUCUCAUCAUCUUCCCGUCAGUCAAUCCAUUUGGCAGAAAAACUGAAGAGAAGGAACUCUACGCACUCUCACCAGUUCUCUCCCGGACCUUGCGCUCACUGCCACCAGACAGCACAGAUGCCAUAUCCUACCUGGAGCAUGAGGAGGAGGAGCUUCUCCUAGUGCCCCCAGCAGAGGUGGAUAACGUUAAAGCCAUCUUCGCAGGCGGCCAGAAGAACCACACUCCCGACUACCAGAGGGUGGAGCAGCCGGACUCGGAAUCUGGCAUCAACAGCAACUCUUCGGCAGACUUCCCCAGUCCUGGCCAGGCAGCAGAGAUGAAGCCGGGUCCGGCCGGCGGCGUCGGGGCCAUACGGGAUGGACCAAUUGAUGCUGUAGUGGCAUCUGCUGUGGCAUAUGAGGUCGCAGGGUCCAAGGAUAACUGGAUAGACCGGAACCCCCCCUCUGUAAUAUUACAGCAGCACCGCUCUGAUGAGAUGUAGUAGGGACAUGUUAAUCCUUGUAACCAGCAGAGGGAGCCAAAUUCCUCAUGUUUUGGGUACAAGAGGGAAACUUACACUUGAAAAAGGAGGAAGGGAAAAAUACCAUCAUUUAUCUAGAUAUAGUAUCAUCCUGUUUGUCCCUGCUUUUUCCUUUUAACAGCUUUCUGCCGUUCCACACUUACUUUAUUUGCACUUUGUACUGAUUUCCUUGCUCCAGAGGGCAAAAAGAGAGAUUCACAUGCUUCAGCAGUGUAAACUACUUGAAGAAUAGGGUAAUGCUGCAGUGAUAUAUAUGCCUGCCCUGCUGGAGGCCAGAUGCUACUGAGGGCUCUUAACUUGUUGUACAGCAUUGUGUAGACGACCAAAAUCUGUAAAUUCAGUGGCAUCACCACAGGAGCGUUCAUAACGAAGUGGAUUACUUCAGUAAAAGUACAACUCAAUGGCAUUAUUAUUUAUCACCAAAUCUUGGGGACAGCUUUAUUUGACCACAGUUUGUCCGAUCACCUCCAUCAGAUCUAGAUGUUAAAAUAUGCUGCUCACAAAUGAUUCACCCAAAUCAUAGCUUACAUUGCCAUAGUAAAUUAUCAUGAAAAUAAGUAGUCCAGUGGUUUGUACUGCUAAAUAGUUGGCGACAUCUAUUGCGUAGUAGAAGUUAGGCUGCUUGAUUCUCGUAAAGCUUGAUGGAAGUGGUUGUUGACCACUGUAAUGCUUAAGCCAUUGCAGGACAUUUGGCCAUUUAGAAGACUUGUAAAGUUUGUUUUUAUUUCCCUUGUAACAAGGGUAUCCAUGCUCCUUUUCAUUUUGGAAUGCUUUGUUUUUAUGUUGUACAGUGAAGCAAGACAAAAUACAGAAAAAGACACUGAACCCUUGACUCUGCCAUUGUUAGCUGAUGCCAGUCCACCCCUGCGCUCACUUUUACAGCUUUGUGGGACAGUUGUUACCUUUAUUAAACAUGUCUGAUUCUGCCGUAGCACCUGCGUGCACAGAAUAAGGGGUUUGAUAUAUUUGCUCGGUGAACUGUUUUGCAGUUAAAUAUACUCAAAAAUGUAAUGAGCUGUUUCUCAGUGAGGCAUUUUUGUUAUUUUAUGUGAUUUUUUUUUGUUACUGUUGAUAAUACAUGGAAUCUAAAUUGUAUUGAAACUACUUUUUGUUGUAAAUGAGAUUUUAAGUGUUAAUCAUGUUAAACAAAUGCACUGACAUUUGUCGUAGUCCAAGAAUGGAAUGUAAAUAUAUGAUUGUAGCUCUUUCUGUACAUUUGAACUCUUUAUGUAUAAGACAUGUCUGAACAUCUAUAAUAAUAAACUUUUUAUAUAUCAGAAUGAAA
This is a messenger RNA of Amphiprion ocellaris (clown anemonefish), 2982 nucleotides long. RefSeq names its product cAMP responsive element binding protein 3-like 3 like (gene creb3l3l). The record is from RefSeq and is a predicted model, not a curated record. Gene Ontology annotation, molecular function: RNA polymerase II cis-regulatory region sequence-specific DNA binding; DNA-binding transcription factor activity, RNA polymerase II-specific. NCBI's taxonomy places the organism in Eukaryota, Metazoa, Chordata, Actinopteri, Pomacentridae. Gene Ontology annotation, biological process: regulation of transcription by RNA polymerase II. Gene Ontology annotation, cellular component: nucleus. The transcript is spliced from 10 exons. The coding region runs from base 159 to 1658 and encodes 499 amino acids.